Messenger RNA from Tetrapisispora phaffii CBS 4417, 1134 nucleotides. RefSeq lists its product as uncharacterized. Lineage: Eukaryota; Fungi; Ascomycota; Saccharomycetes; Saccharomycetales; Saccharomycetaceae. The record is from RefSeq and is a predicted model, not a curated record. Gene Ontology annotation, biological process: tricarboxylic acid cycle; isocitrate metabolic process. Gene Ontology annotation, cellular component: mitochondrion. The coding region runs from base 1 to 1134 and encodes 377 amino acids. The transcript has a single exon. Gene Ontology annotation, molecular function: magnesium ion binding; NAD binding; isocitrate dehydrogenase (NAD+) activity.
AUGCUUAAAGUUGGAGUACCAUUAAGCUCGAAAUAUAUUGGAACAAUUUCAAAAUUGAGAUACUUUAUGACAGCAGCAGAUAAAAUCAGUAUUGGGAAUUUUAAAGGGAAACCAAACCCUGAAACCGGAAACUAUACUGUACCUUUUAUCGAAGGGGAUGGAGUAGGUCCCGAAAUCUCAAAAUCAGUCAGAACUAUCUUUAAAGCUGCCAAGGUACCAAUAGAUUGGGUAAAUUGUGAUAUUGGGCCAUUACUAAUUAACGGAGAAACUACUAUUCCACAAACUGCCGUUGAUCAAAUUAAUAAUAGUUUGAUUGCUUUGAAAGGACCAUUGGCUACGCCUGUAGGUCAAGGUCAUCGAUCAAUAAAUUUGACUCUUAGAAAAACGUUUGGUUUGUUUGCAAAUGUACGUCCAGCAAAGUCAAUUCCCAAUUUAGCCUCCACAUAUGAAAAUGUGGAUCUAAUUGUGAUUCGAGAAAAUACUGAAGGUGAGUAUUCCGGUAUUGAACAUGAAAUUGUACCAGGUGUUGUUCAAUCUAUCAAGUUAAUUACAAGAAAGGCUUCAGAAAAGGUUAUUAAGUAUGCCUUCGAGUAUACAAGAUCAAUUGGAAGAUCAAAUUUGAUAGUGGUGCACAAAGCCACUAUCCAAAGACGCGGCGAUGGUUUAUUUGUUCAAACUGCACAAGAAAUGGCGGACAAGUAUCCAGACGUUAAUUUGAAAUUAGAAUUAAUCGAUAACACUGUCUUGAACUGUAUAAUGAACCCAGAAAAGUACGCUGAUUCUGUUUCAGUUUGUCCAAACUUAUACGGUGACAUUUUAUCUGAUUUGAAUUCUGGAUUGAGUACAGGCUCACUAGGGUUGACUCCCUCUGCAAAUAUAGGCGAAACAGUUCUAUACGAGGCAGUUCAUGGUAGUGCUCCAGAUAUUGCAGGCCAAGACAAAGCCAAUCCCACUGCUUUAUUACUUUCUUCUGUCAUGAUGCUCAACCAUAUGGGGUUACAAAAAUAUGCCGAUAUGAUAGAGACUGCGGUUCUAACAACGAUUACUAGUGGAAAAGAAUUCCGAACUGCAGACCUCGGUGGUUCAGCAACCACAACAUCAUUUACAAAAGCCGUGAUCGAAAACUUGAAUUGA